AAAUAUCUGAAAAUAUAAAUUCGAAAAGGACGGUACCGGCCACCGACAGAUCACUCAAGAGUGGGGAGCGUUAAGAGUGUCGAACGUAACUCCAAUAUCAUAUCAUAAUUCAUAAUUUCAUACAUUAAAUGGGAGGUGCUCACGGCCGUUGCUCUGGCACUCAUCGGAAGCAUCCCACCCCCGCCUACACCACUUUUCCGGACACAACAGCCCCUGCCUCAGCCUUUGGUCGUGAUCCAUCAAACACAGUCCGCACCAACAUGUCUUGUCUGCCUUACGCUCAUGUUGAUUCCAACUUAAGAGCUCUGGCUGGGCAGGCCGAGGGUUUCGGCCGUCUUGCCAUUGGUGGUCUUCACGGACCUCUUUAUCAUGUCACCACUCUAGCAGAUGAUGGGCCAGGAUCACUUCGUGAUGGAUGUCGUAAGAAAGAACCACUUUGGAUUGUCUUUGAAGUUUCAGGCAUCAUUCAUCUCUCAUCUUACCUGAAUGUAUCAUCUUAUAAAACUAUUGAUGGGCGGGGCCAGAGGAUAAAACUCACAGGAAAGGGUUUAAGGCUGAAGGAAUGUGAGCAUGUAAUUAUAUGCAAUCUAGAGUUUGAAGGUGGUAGAGGACCUGAUGUUGAUGGCAUUCAAAUAAAACCUAAUUCAAAGCACAUAUGGAUUGAUCGUUGCAGCCUCCGUGAUUUUGAUGAUGGACUGAUUGAUAUCACUCGUGCAAGCACGGAUAUUACCAUUUCCAGAUGUCACUUCUCACAGCAUGACAAGACGAUGCUCAUUGGAGCAGACCCAUCUCACACUGGUGAUAGAUGUAUUCGGGUGACCAUUCAUCAUUGCUUUUUCGAUGGCACUCGACAGCGGCACCCUCGUGUUAGAUAUGGGAAAGUACAUCUAUAUAAUAAUUACACCAGAAACUGGGGCAUUUAUGCUGUUUGUGCCAGUGUAGAAUCACAGAUAUACUCCCAAUGCAAUAUAUACGAAGCAGGACAUAAGAAGGUGGCAUUUAAAUAUCUUACAGAGAAGGCAGCUGACAAAGAAGAGGAAAGAACUGGCUGUCUAAGGUCAGAAGGGGACUUGUUCAUAAACGGAACUCAAGCAGGCUUAAUGACUGUGGCCAGUGAAAUGUUUCACCCUCGGGAAUUCUAUCCCACAUGGACAGUUGAGGCUCCUUCUGAUGCUCUUAAGCAGGUUCUCCAUCAUUGUACAGGAUGGCAGUGUGUUCCCCGGCCAGCAGAUGAAGCAGCAAUUGCUUAGUAGCUUCAACUUUCAUCCAUAGUAUAUAAUAAAUCUGUUUUGCAUCACUCUGAGGUUGCACACAUCUCCUUUUCCUUUUUUUACCCGGUUGCCAUAAUAUAAGAAUAAAAUGUGGUAAUUCUGAUUAUAUUGUGUCA
Vitis vinifera (wine grape) is the source of this 1387-nucleotide messenger RNA. Its product is annotated as probable pectate lyase 4. The record is from RefSeq and is a predicted model, not a curated record. The transcript is spliced from 5 exons. Bases 129 to 1250 code for a protein of 373 amino acids. Lineage: Eukaryota; Viridiplantae; Streptophyta; Magnoliopsida; Vitales; Vitaceae. Gene Ontology annotation, molecular function: pectate lyase activity.